AAAAAAAAAGGGCUGCAAAAUCUCUUUGUAAAUGGUUAAUUAUAGUUCAAGUUAUUCAAAAUGGUUCAAAACUCUGUCGUUGGUAUUAAAAAACUGGCCUCGAAGGCUGUUUUUUUUUUUUUUUCUACUUCUGUUUUUAGAUGCUGAAUUGUUAUCAAUUCGGACGUGCCGUUCGUUUUUCUUUAAAAUGCGCCAAAACUUUGGUUCCAGUGGCUUUGUGAUAAUAUGCUGAACUUUAAUUCUUGUUUAUUUUAUUGUUUCUGUAACUCUUUUUCCGUUUUUUUUACUAGUUCGGUAUUGAAGUUGACCGGUAAGAUGCAACACCGAGAAGAAAAUCAGAAUCUUUUUCUUAUUUUUCCUUUGCUUUUCGUUCCCCUUGUAUUGUUCUAUGUCUCUGAGUUUGGAUACGAGUGCUUUGAGAUUUUGGCUUUAUAUCAAAAUACGUAUUUUGACUCCUGUGUUUUUGUAUUGGACUGAUAAUUAAGUUCAGUUCUCUUUUACUGGGGAGAAAAGAAGAAGGGCGGCAGGGGAUUUCUUUUCGGAAACUGUUAAUAAAUCUUUAUAUUUUGGUGUCAAAAUGGGAUAAACAUGUUGCGGUUUUUGUCUCAGUUUCUCCUCAAUGAUGUUUCUGAUUGGGUCCUUUUGAAUUUCCAUAAUUUCUUCAUGUCUAAUAUUUAGAAUUUUCUGCGUUGAUUUUCAGGCUCUUCUCCCUUCUUCUUCUUCUUGUUUUCUCUUCUUUCUUUCAACGAAGGAAUUUCUUCAUGUCUAAUAUUUAGAAUUUUUUGGGUUGAUUUUUCAGGCUCUUUUUUCUUCCUCUUCUUGUUUUCUCUUCUUUCUUUCUGUCCUUCUUUCAACGAAGGAAUUUUCAGAUUCUUUUGUAAAUGCAAAAGUUUGCAUGUCUUGGUGUUAUGGUGGAAGGUUAACUUUUAUGCGAUUUUCUUUUACGUAAAAUGGUUCCGUUUAUGAUAAAUACAGAAUCAGAAUGUUAGUAUUUCUUGCUGAUGUUGCUGCUCAUUUCUUCCUUUCUGUUUUGCUGUCAACAUGUUCUUUUUUCUGGCAAUAUCUUGCAGGUUAUGCUUUUUUGAUUGGCAUACGUGCUAAGCCUCUUUAUUGACAAAGUAAAUACAAGGGGAAAAAUGGGAAAUGAUAAUGGCAGAACUAAUUCUUUUCUUUCUGUGAUUUUUCUCUUCUAUAGAUUAUCCGUAACGGGAAUAAAUUGCUUUCAUUAUGUUGUAUUUAUUGUUAUUGUUAUCUUCUUGGUGUGUUAGAUCUGCUUUUACUUAUACUUGCUGUUCGUAGAAGAAUUGCACUCGUCUUUGUCCUCUUAAUCUCCGUUUGUCAUUUGUGUCUUUACUGUGUUGUUUUUUCAGGGUUGAAAACUUGAAUGGAUUUUUCGGAGUCCACAAAAGUUGUGUACAAUAGAAUUCAGGCGAUUGAGCCUGAAUUCGUUGGUAAGAUCAUUGGGUAUAUUCUGUUACAAAACCAUGGUGAACGAGAAAUGAUCCGGCUGGCCUUUAGCCCUGAUAAUUUGAUCUAUGCAAUGAUAUGCAAAGCCAAAUCUGAUCUGGGGCUAGACAAAAUACCAGUUCUAAAUCUAAUUUCGCCUUCUCAGGUGAACCCGUCACCUGUUUCAGAUGUUCCACAGCAAUUCAUUCCUAACACCACAGUUUCAUCACACCCAAUUUUCUCUCCAGUAAAGGUUAGGACUGCAGGUUCUUUCUGGGAUGCUCAACUGACUGGUGACCUGCAACAGGCACACAACUUGGAUUUUGCUCCACCAGGGUACUCAGAAAUGGUUCCUGAAGAUUAUCAUAUUCAAAACCAAAUGCAGUUCCGUACUUUGGAUUAUCCGAUAGAGUUUGUUAAUUCUGACUUUUCUAGCAGUUACAUCUACCCAGAACCUGCAUUAAGUCCUAGGACUAGCGGAAGGUCUCCAAGCUUGCCUGAAUUUCCUGUUAAGAUUUGCCAUUACUUCAUUAAGGGGUUCUGCAAACAUGGAAACAACUGUAGGUAUUUCCAUGGCCAUCCCAUGCCAGAAAGCUUUUCUCAGAUUUUCGGUUCAAAUUUGAAUGAGAUUGCAAACGAAGAAUGUGUUGUCUCACCUGGCUCUUUUGAAAAGCUUGAAUUGGAGCUCACCGAGCUUUUGAAAUCAAGAAGAGGGGUGCCAGUUUCGAUUGCCUCUUUACCAAUGAUGUAUUAUGAGAUGUAUGGGAGGACGCUGCAGGCCGAAGGGUAUCUUACGGAGAGCCAGAGACAUGGUAAGGCAGGUUAUAGUCUAACAAAGCUCCUAGCUCGAUUGAAGAACAGCAUUCGUCUCAUUGACAGUUUUACUGUUUGGGACAGGCCUCAUGGGCAGCAUUCAGUGGUUUUGGCAGAAGACGUCCCAAAAUACUUGGAGUAUGCUGGUGAGAGAAACGAUCCUGGUGGAAUCGUUGCUGGUUCUAGACAGAUCUAUCUUACCUUUCCGGCUGAGAGUACCUUUACAGAGCAAGAUGUUUCUAACUAUUUUAGCAAAUUUGGGCCUGUUCAAGAUGUUAGGAUUCCUUGCCAACAGAAGAGGAUGUUUGGAUUUGUGACUUUUGUUUUUGCAGAGACUGUUAAGCAAAUAUUAGCAAAGGGGAAUCCUCAUCAUGUCUGCGGGGCUCGUGUUCUUGUGAAACCCUACAGGGAAAAAUCCAGGCUUAUUGACAGCAGGAAGUACAGCGAGAAAAUGCAGCACCCUAUCCAUCACAGCCAUCACUUUAUGGAUGGAGAUUCCGAGCUUCACUCAGCGCGGAGAGUUUGUGAUAAUUCAAAAUUACUCAGGAAGCAGCUCAUGGAGGAAUAUGAGCAGGAAGUUGAACUUGAGAGAAGGCGUCUCUCAGAGUUUCAUUUUGCACCUGAACCCUUGAAUCUUCACUCUUUUCUCGGCCACUCUAUGGAUGAGUUGAAGCUCUCAGGAGAACAAUCAGAGUUUUCGUCCGCGGAGCAUUUCAAUUACUGGUUUGAUGUUUUGAAUAAUGGUUCCACCAGUGAGGAAAAGCAUAGGCAUACAAGGACCAGUUGCAGUGACCAGGAUAGCAACCAAGGAGUUAAUCUUCCUGAGAGCCCGUUUGCAUCUGCAAUAGGGAGUGGCAUUUCGACAGUUAUAUAGAGGAAGACACAGAAGAAUUAUAGAGUUAGAGGACUGAAUUCCAAGACCAUUUUCGAGGGUUUCAGACAACAUGAAUUUCUUUUCUUUGAAAAAAUUACCUGAACGUGAGCGUCAUCGGUCAGAUACCAGCUGAAGGAGAGAUAAACUAGGAUUUCUCCAUGUUACUCGGUGGAGAUCGCAAGGAUGACAGAUACAUAAAGUUAAUAUGUGACAGGCUCCUGAGCUUUUUCUUUUUCUUCAUUUCUUUUUUAAUUAAUGUAAUCACAGAAAGCAAGCAACAGAGCUUGUUGGCUUUUAGAAGAAAAAUGUAAUAUAGUCUUUGUCCAGUGUCCCAUAA
Populus euphratica (Euphrates poplar) is the source of this 3470-nucleotide messenger RNA. Its product is annotated as zinc finger CCCH domain-containing protein 18-like. NCBI's taxonomy places the organism in Eukaryota, Viridiplantae, Streptophyta, Magnoliopsida, Malpighiales, Salicaceae. Gene Ontology annotation, molecular function: metal ion binding; RNA binding. The record is from RefSeq and is a predicted model, not a curated record. The transcript has 8 exons. Bases 1385 to 3133 code for a protein of 582 amino acids.